Molecule: messenger RNA, 1220 nt
Organism: Salvia hispanica
Lineage: Eukaryota; Viridiplantae; Streptophyta; Magnoliopsida; Lamiales; Lamiaceae
Product: F-box protein At3g07870-like
Molecular function (GO): protein binding
Source: RefSeq, a predicted model, not a curated record
UUUCUGUUUCAGCUCAUCUGAAACUCGUACUAUGUCUAUAUAAAUUGGUACUGAAUUUCGAUGGAUCUGAAGCGAGAUGAGUGCGAAUUUGAAUGAGCGUCUUCACCAGUGGAAGCCAUUAUCAGAAGCUGAGGAAGAUUUGUUCACAAAUCUCCCUCCAGAAAUAACAAGAGAUAUUCUAAGAAGAGUCCCGCUUAGAAGCAUUACGAGGUGCAAGCGUGUUUGUAAAUCAUGGCGCGAUUUAAUAGAAGAGGACGAGUUUGUGACGUCGUAUACCACGAAACCAUGCCUGGUUUUAUCUGAUCGAUUGAAGGGGGGUUACGUUGUCUGCGAUGAGGUCCACGAGCCACUUUUCCGAUUCGACGUGCCUCCUCCUUGCAAUGAGAAUUCCUAUAUAAUUGGUACGGCUAAUGGUUUGCUUUUGGUGCGGGAUAUAUGGAAUAAUAUUCUUUUUACAUUAAAUCCAGUUACCCGUGAUUAUAUCGAGCUUGAUCCUUUGCCUGAACAAGGUAGUAUAGGCCGUAAGUACACUUUUGGAUUUGGAGUGAGCAAAUUAAGUGGACAAUAUAAGAUUUUAUAUGUUAGCCGAAGUAUGUCACAUUUUGUGCAUACUCAUCUAGGAGGAGGAGGAGGAGGGUGGAGAAGCAUCUCCGCUCCACCGUGGUUGAGCCCUUACGAGAUUAAUUUUCAUGAUGAUGAAAGUGCUGCAUUUUUUAACGGAAAUCUUCACUGGUUAGUAUUUAAUUUCUUCAGGGAUCCUUUGUUAUGCUGCUUUGAUCUUGAAACCGAGCUCUUCACUAGUUUUUCUCUUCCAAGCCAUUUUGAUGGUUAUAGUCGGAAGGUAUGUGUUUUGGAGGGUCGGCUAUGUGUUUGUCAUGUUUCACUCUGUGAGCGUGCUGUUAUUUGGUUGAUGAAGGACUAUGGCGAUGAGAAUUCUUGGGUAAAAGAAUAUACCUUCACUCAUGAUCAACGCGAAAAGCGUGUUCGUCCGCUCAAAAUUUUGGCAAAUGGCGACUUGGUGUUCGCAACGAUUUGUGAAACUUGGCUAUUUAUCUACUCCAAAAGCACGGAUAGUACUGUGGAACAUUCGAUUCUUCGACGACCCUACUAUUGUUCUCAUACGUAUUCCAGCUUCGUUAUUUACACCCCCGGCUUAAAUCUGCUAAAGCUUCACCCUAAGCUUACUUUGGCAACAUAGUUCAUUUACUUUCAUUGUUUUU